Messenger RNA from Musa acuminata AAA Group (dessert banana), 1259 nucleotides. Its product is annotated as anamorsin homolog. The record is from RefSeq and is a predicted model, not a curated record. Gene Ontology annotation, cellular component: cytoplasm. NCBI's taxonomy places the organism in Eukaryota, Viridiplantae, Streptophyta, Magnoliopsida, Zingiberales, Musaceae. Bases 146 to 976 code for a protein of 276 amino acids. Gene Ontology annotation, biological process: iron-sulfur cluster assembly. Gene Ontology annotation, molecular function: iron-sulfur cluster binding. The transcript is spliced from 8 exons.
GCCGAUGUGCGACGGUUAGCUCAACCGGCCUCGAGUGAGCUCUGAGCUUUAGGGUCCCUAUAAAUACCCCCUCCGCCCGCGGCUGCCGCGUUAAUCGUCUCGGGGAUCAAUUCCAGGGUUCGUUUUCUUGACUCGUACGGUUUCGAUGGACAUCAUGGGGAGGAAGAGCAGCACGCUUCUGUUGACGGAUGAUGUUGCGUUGCCCCUCGACGCGAUCCUGUCUGCUGCGCGGGAUGCGGGGGCCGAAGCAGUCCCGGAAGACGAUGUCGUCGUUAUUACCCAGUGCGAAUCGCUUGAAGGGAAAUUGCCAAUUAUGACUGCAUCUUUCGAUGUGGUCGUUACUGCCUGGAACAAACCCGAGCUUGUUGGAGAGCAGUGGCUUCGAGAAAUUGGUCGAGUGCUAAAACCCGGUGGCGAACUCAUUUUACAAUCUAUUCUGUCUUCUGGUAUGCUGGAAAAGCCAAGCUCCACGAUGGAGUUGAAGUUGCUUAUGCAAGGUUUUCUGGAUGUGCAAUCACUGGAAAUGAAACCUUUCUUAUCAGCUGGAAAUGUUCAGUCCAUUACAAUUAAGGGUAAGAAGGCUUCUUGGACAGCAGGUUCAUCUUUUCCCUUAAAGAAAGCAACGAGUAUGGUACCCAAAAUUAAGAUUGAUGAUGAAUCAGAUCUGAUCGAUGAAGACAGUCUCCUGACCGAGGAAGACCUGAAAAAACCACAGCUGCCUGCCUUUGCAGACUGUGAGGUUGGAAGCACAAGGAAGGCUUGCAAGAACUGCACUUGUGGAAGGGCUCAAGAAGAGGAGAAAUUGCAGAAAGUGGGAUUAACCACAGAGCAGAUGAAUAAUCCUCAGUCCGCUUGUGGCAGUUGCGGACUCGGGGAUGCAUUCAGGUGUGGUGGAUGCCCUUACAGAGGCCUUCCCCCCUUCAAAUUGGGCGAAAAGGUUUCCUUACCUGGAAAUUUCCUUGUUGCUGAUAUAUGAUUUGUGUGAAGACCCAGCAAGCAUCAGAUCGUUCACUUGACAUCGUUACAUCGAGGAAUCCUCUCUCCUUUAUCUUCUGGGUAUUUAUUUUCAUGAGGAAUUUGGUUCCCUUGUAUUAUUAUUACUCUAAAGCUUCUGCAACCACAAUUUCGACGGUCUCCAUCGUCUUCAUCUUUUCAUUCCACUUUAUUGUGUGAGUCCUCAAAAUCGUGUGCCAGCUACUUUCUCAUUUCCACACCUGGGAGUGAAGGAUUAGUAACCAUGCCGCUUGCCUUUCCUCUUA